UGACCGGAGACCCCCGGGGAAGGGCCUCGGCGGGGCGGGAGGGGAAGCGGAACCACGGGGACGAUUGCGCCACCGGCAGCCCCCCGCCUCCGCAGGCUGGAAAUUUUGGGAGGGGUUAUAAAGGCGGGGGGGGGGCGCGGGCGGCGGGCAUCGGGGCGCCAUGGCCUGCCAGCCCGCGCUCACCCUCGCCCUCCUCUUCCUCUGCGCAGAGGCCGAAGGCUUCGCCCUCUGCCACACGCCCGCCCUGCAGACCACGGUCUUCCAGUAUCGGAUUUGGGACGUCAACCAGAAGUCGCUUUACCUGCGCAAUGACCAGCUGGUGGCCGGGCACCUGCAAGGGGCCAACGCUGCCCUCGAAGAGAAGGUGUUCUGGGUGCCCAACCGUGCCUUCGAGCCCUCCCGGCUGCCCGUCAUCCUGGGCAUCCAGAAUGGCACCCGCUGCCUGGCCAGCCCCCCCGCCAGCCAGCCCACCCUGCAGCUGCAGCCGGCUGCCGGUGACGUUGCGGCGCCGGUACCCGCCGCAGGACGCCGACAUCAGAGAGCUGCCCCGCGCCGGCACGGCCUCGGCCGCCUUCACCUUCUUCCGCUCCUACAAGGACGGGCUGUGGCGCUUCGAGUCGGCCGCCAACCCCGGCUGGUUCCUCUGCACCUCGGCACGCGGCCACCAGCCCCUGGGGCUCUCCCGGCACCCCGAUGCCACCCACCUCCUCGACUUCUACUUCCAGCUCUGCUGAACCCCCCGGUCCCUGGGGACGGUGACAUCCUCACCCCGGGGAUGGGGACAUCCCCCCCCCCAGCCCCCCAGGACCGUGGUGUCCCCUGGGAAUAAAGAUGCUCUGGACACCGUG
This is a messenger RNA of Grus americana (Whooping crane), 848 nucleotides long. RefSeq names its product interleukin-36 receptor antagonist protein-like. The transcript has 4 exons. Gene Ontology annotation, molecular function: interleukin-1 receptor binding; cytokine activity. NCBI's taxonomy places the organism in Eukaryota, Metazoa, Chordata, Aves, Gruiformes, Gruidae. Gene Ontology annotation, biological process: inflammatory response to antigenic stimulus; cytokine-mediated signaling pathway; cellular response to lipopolysaccharide. The record is from RefSeq and is a predicted model, not a curated record. The coding region runs from base 161 to 829 and encodes 222 amino acids.